GGAAAAAAGGUGUUACCCGUGUCAUUUUCUAUGCAAAGAACACUUGAACAUCGCGAUUUCCUUCUUCUUCCACUGAGGGAAGCAUUAAACAACCUGAAGUCUGCAUUCUCGCUUUCUUCUUAAUUAAGGCUCAGAGGGCAGAACGUUAUUAACAAGUGACUGGUAAGAUACUGUUCCGCUCAGUUCUAGUAAAGAGGAUAGUUAUAGUAAAAAAAGAAAAGAACAAAGAAAAAAAGAAAAUUGCUGCACUAAAAGAAUCUUCGUCUUUCAGGUACAUUGAUAUACAAUUUUAAGGAAAAGUGUACAUAGAAAAGUACAUGAAUAAAGACAAAUAUAAACAUACACUGAAAAAAGUGAAGCAUUAUAAAACACGAAUAAUAAUUAACUGGGGUUGAGGCUUGAGUGAAUACAGGAAUGGGGUCAGUUACAUCUGCGUUGACCAAGUCUAAGAACACGGUGGUUCAAGUCAAAUCGGAACCAGAAACGCUUCGGGGGAAGAAACGGAGUACCACCAUAAGCCGAACGAACGUGUUUUCUUCACAAAGAUCCAGACAGAGUACAGGCAAAGAUCACAGAAGACAGUCGCUAUCCGAGGUACUGAAAAGGCAGGAUAGUACAGACAGUUCUGAAGGCAGGAAAUCAGCUCUCCAAAGCAGCACCGGUGUUGCAAAUGAAACAGGAGAAACAAAUGCACGACCCCUUGCCAGAUUUGCACGUUCCAAGUCCCAAAAUACUCUGUGGAAUGCCAUCACUGCAGGGACCCGGAUCAAGGACAAAGAGAAGAGGGGGAUUGUCAUUGACCCCCGAAACCCAGAUGAAAUCCUUGCAGAUGAGCUUCCCUCUGUGGACAGUGCAGAUGCCAUGGAGAAGACGGCUAUCAGGAGGAAGUACAAGAAAACAUCCCAGAGGUUACGGUGUUUGGUGAAGCAGUUGGAACGAGGAGAAGCUUCAGUUGUAGACCUUAAGAAGAACUUGGAGUAUGCAGCUUCAGUACUUGAGUCUGUAUACAUUGAGGAGACCAGACGCCUUGUGGAUGCAGAAGAUGAGCUCAGUGAUAUCCAGUCUGACUCUGUGCCAUCAGAGGUGCGAGAUUGGCUUGCUUCCACUUUUACCAGACAAAUGGGGUUGAUGCUCAAGAGAACGGAGGAGAAGCCAAGAUUCAGAAGCAUUGUUCAUGCUGUUCAGGCUGGAAUAUUUGUAGAAAGAAUGUACAGAAGGACAUCAAACAUGGUUGGACUAAGCUACCCGCCAUCUGUGAUUGCAGUGCUAAAGAAUGUAGACAAGUGGUCUUUUGAUGUAUUUGCACUAAAUGAUGCAAGUGGAGAACAUGCACUAAAGUUCAUUUUUUAUGAACUUCUCACAAGAUAUGACUUAAUCAGCCGUUUUAAGAUUCCCAUUUCUGCUCUUGUAUCCUUUGUUGAAGCCCUUGAAGUUGGAUACAGUAAGCAUAAAAAUCCAUAUCACAAUCUUAUGCAUGCGGCAGAUGUUACCCAGACCGUGCAUUACCUCCUAUUAAAGACUGGAAUGGUGCACUGGCUGACUGAGCUGGAGAUCUUAGCUAUGAUUUUUGCUGCUGCUGUCCAUGACUAUGAACACACUGGGACUACAAACAACUUUCAUAUUCAGACCAGAUCGGACUCAGCUAUUCUAUAUAAUGACAGAGCAGUGCUAGAAAAUCACCAUGUAAGUGCGGCUUACCGCCUCCUGCAGGAUGACGAGGAGAUGAACAUCUUCUAUAAUCUGUCAAAGGAUGACUGGCGAGAACUGAGGGCUCUGGUGGUGGAGAUGGUCCUGGCUACAGACAUGUCCUGUCACUUUCAGCAAAUCAAGGCAAUGAAGAACUCCUUACAGCAACCUGAAGGGAUUGACAAGCCUAAAGCCUUAUCUCUGUUGUUACACACUGCUGAUAUCAGUCAUCCUGCGAAAAACUGGGACCUCCACCAUCGUUGGACCAUGUCACUGCUUGAGGAGUUCUUUAGACAGGGAGAUAAAGAAGCAGAACUUGGGCUACCCUUCUCUCCUCUUUGUGAUCGAAAGUCCACCAUGGUGGCUCAGUCUCAAAUAGGUUUCAUUGAUUUUAUUGUGGAACCCACAUUCACUGUGCUUACUGACAUGACCGAGAAGGCUGUCACCCCUCUCAUUGAUGAAGCCUCUCGCUCUGGCCUUGCAGGAUUCCGACGUUCCAGUUUGAACAGUAUUACCCCUUCAGAUGUUAAAAGAACCAGUGUGAAAAACCCUGGGUCAGAAGGAAGUGCCUCACUUAACUGCUCCCUACUCACUGUGGAUUUCAAAAAUUUUAAAGCUAACUGGAAUGAAACUGUGCAACAGAACAGAGAGAAAUGGAAGACACAGGCAACCAAAGAUGCAGAAGAAAAAGCUAGAAGAGAGGCAGAGGAGAAAGUCCGACAGGAGGCAGAAGAGAAGGAAGAACGAGAUAAAGCUGGGAUAGGGCUGCAGGAACAGGGACCAGAACAAAGCACUGAAAAGAGUGCUGAUGAUUCAGAGAAAAGUAAUGUUAAUGACACUCAAGGACACUGCACUUCAACCCAUUCAGAACCCAAGGAGAAAGAAAGUGACAUGGUAUCAGGCAAAGAAGCAGAAAACACAGAAGUUCAAAAUGGGGAAAGGAAAGAUGAAAGUAACUCAUCUGAACAGGAUCAGUCAAAUGAAGAAAAUGAAAAAAAGAACACAGAUGAUUCCAAAGGGGAGAAGAAGAAUGACUUUGAUUCUGAUGCGUCUGCUUCUGCUGAUGCAAACUAACCCCAUCCUUUUAGCUGAGGUUCUCCAUUCUUCAACAAGAACUGCUUUCCAGGGAAGGGCUUUGUACAGUGAUCCAGUACUCUUCCCACAGGACAUGUAUACUUAUUUUUUUCUUUGUUUUCCAUUUCCUAAUCCAAUGACUGAGCUUUUUGCACAGACAAAGAGAAUUUUGACUCAUUACCGCUUCCUAAAAACUGUGGAACUACAGAUCUGCACGAGAACUGACCAGUCUAACUCUUUCUCACACAGCACUCAAUUGCAAAGUAAUCCAAACCCUGGCCCACGCAAACUUAGGUAAUCCUUCGUGUGUAGAAAGAUCCCUCGACCAGGAACAAAGGCAGGAGCGCCACAGCUAUUGUCCACGUGAGAAGCACUUAGAACAAUCCAUUGAAAUAAGAAAGAUGUGGAAUCCUCCAGUAGAAUUGGCAUGAAGACUGUUUUGAACACUGAUGUGAAAUUGAGUAAUGCAGUGUCACAAAG
Acipenser ruthenus (sterlet) is the source of this 3240-nucleotide messenger RNA. RefSeq names its product dual specificity calcium/calmodulin-dependent 3',5'-cyclic nucleotide phosphodiesterase 1C-like. Lineage: Eukaryota; Metazoa; Chordata; Actinopteri; Acipenseriformes; Acipenseridae. The record is from RefSeq and is a predicted model, not a curated record. Bases 415 to 2760 code for a protein of 781 amino acids. Gene Ontology annotation, biological process: signal transduction. The transcript is spliced from 19 exons. Gene Ontology annotation, molecular function: 3',5'-cyclic-nucleotide phosphodiesterase activity.